Molecule: messenger RNA, 1692 nt
Organism: Fonsecaea erecta
Lineage: Eukaryota; Fungi; Ascomycota; Eurotiomycetes; Chaetothyriales; Herpotrichiellaceae
Product: threonine ammonia-lyase, biosynthetic
Exons: 1
Coding region: 1-1692 (563 amino acids)
Biological process (GO): L-threonine catabolic process
Molecular function (GO): pyridoxal phosphate binding; threonine deaminase activity
Source: RefSeq, a predicted model, not a curated record
AUGGACGUCGCCGACCCUCACGUCAAUGGGACGACAACCCCCUCGACGCCCAAGCGGUCCGGUCUCGCUUUGACCGAGUACACCGCCAUGCCAACACCCCCAUCCGAACGAGCUGACAUUCCUACCUACGACGUUCCUCGAGACUUUCUCUUGCCCACGGGCUACCCAGACUACUUGCGGCUGAUCCUCACUUCUCGGGUCUACGACGUGGUCAGCGAAAGCCCCCUCAGCCACGCCGUCAAUCUCUCCAACCGUCUGGAAUGCAAAGUCCUGCUGAAGCGAGAGGACCUACUGCCGGUCUUCUCCUUCAAGUUGCGAGGCGCAUACAACAAAAUGGCCCAUCUUCCGCCUAAGAUCUCGUGGAAGGGCGUGAUCGCUUGCUCCGCGGGGAACCACGCCCAGGGUGUGGCUUACUCGGCCAGACAUCUGAAGAUCCCGGCGACCAUUGUUAUGCCACAGGGGACACCGGCCAUCAAACAUAUGAAUGUGAGCCGCAUGGGCGGAAACGUGGUGCUACAUGGACCUGACUUCGAUUCGGCCAAAGAUCACUGUCAUUCGCUAGAGAAACAGUACGGUUUGACCAAUAUUCCACCCUUCGAUGACCCGUAUGUCAUUGCAGGACAAGGCACGAUAGGCAUGGAGUUAUUGAGGCAAACAUCCUUGCAGAAGCUCAAGGCCAUCUUCUGCUGCGUCGGAGGUGGCGGGUUAAUAGCUGGCAUCGGGGUGUAUGUGAAGAGAAUAGCCCCUCAGGUCAAGAUCAUUGGAGUGGAGGCCUCCGACGCAAACGCCCUGGUAGAGUCUCGGAAGGUGGGCAAGCGCGUUUUGCUUCGUGAAGUUGGUCUCUUCGCCGAUGGGGCCGCUGUAAAGACGGUCGGAGAAGAGACGUUUAGACUGUGUCAAGAAGUGGUGGACGAAGUCAUCGAGGUGAGCACCGACGAGAUUUGCGCCGCUAUCAAGGACGUCUUCGAGGACACAAGAUCGAUUCUGGAGCCAGCCGGGGCUUUGUCACUGGCAGGACUGAAGAAAUGGGUUGCUCAGAACCCAGAUACAGAUACCAGCCGGGAAUUGGUCGCCGUUGCCAGCGGCGCCAACAUGAACUUUGAUCGACUGAGGUUUGUCGCCGAACGUGCGACUCUGGGUGAGCAGAAAGAGGCUCUCUUAACAGUCACUAUUCCAGAACGUCCGGGUUCAUUUGCGCAACUUGUUGAGGCUGUCCUCCCUCAAGCUGUUACAGAAUUUGGGUACCGGUAUUCGAACACCGACAAAGCACACGUCAUGAUGGGCAUCACAGUCUCUUCAGCCGGUGCGCGGGCGCGAGAACUCGAUUCGCUCUUUUCGCGGCUUGCAGCCGAAGGCAUGACAGCCAAAGACCUCUCUGAGGACGAACUUGCGAAAACACAUCUCCGAUACCUUGUCGGUGGACGAUCUGGCGUCAAGGAUGAGAGGUUAUACAUGUUCGAGUUCCCAGAGCGACCGGGAGCUCUGUUCAAAUUCCUCCGGACACUGCGGCCAGGUCAGAGCAUAACGCUUUUCCACUACCGGAACUACGGUGGUGACGUGGGCAAGAUCCUCGCAGGCAUUCAAUGUCCUGAGCAUGAGAGGGAUCAACUGGAGGAGUUCUUGAAGGAUAUUGGAUAUCCGUUCACCGAGUGUACGGACAAUCCCACAUACAAGAUGUUCUUGCGGGACUAG